UGGACGAGCUACAGAGGGGAGCGAAUUUCUUCUUUAAAAUUUGUUGAUACGACAUCGUUCUCUUGUACUUAUAUGUUGUCUUUUUGCCUCAAAAUCGACCCGCGCAGAACACCGAGUUUAAUAAACGAUAAAAAAGUAAAAACCGUCUGAUUAUAAAGGUCGGCCAAACUAACCGUAUCGGUAGGAGUACACCCCAGAACGGCGGGAUUGUUUUACACUUGGCGAAUCCUCGUUGGUCCUCUUUCUCGAAUGAUUUAACCCUGAAAAAACGAAGAAAAUUAAUGAAAAUCAUAUAUAAACGAAAAAAAAUUAAUAAUUUAUAAACAGAGAAAGGAAAGAGAGUUUGGCUUAGAGAGAGAAAGUGAAAGGAAAAGAGAGAUACCUGUCGAUCAAGGACUGUUUGAUUUGUUUGAUCGGAGAAUAGAGUUUUAGUGGCCGGAAUAUUCAGCGGCGUAACAAUAAUUUGCUUUGAUCUCGGUGCCGCAAUCGGUCUGAUCUCUCAGAGGCUGUUUCAUUUGCUUAUUUUUUGUUUGGGAGAGCUGAGAAGAUGGUGAAUUCUAUGGUGGAGAGAGCCACGAGCGACAUGCUGAUCGGGCCUGAUUGGGCCAUCAAUAUCGAGAUCUGUGACGUGCUUAAUCGCGACCCCGGGCAAGCAAAGGAUGUUGUUAAAGGCAUAAAGAAACGUAUCGGAAGUAAGAAUUCGAAAGUUCAACUUCUUGCCCUAACUUUGUUGGAGACGAUCAUAAAGAAUUGUGGGGACAUUGUCCAUAUGCAUGUGGCGGAGAGAGAUAUUCUUCAUGAUAUGGUUAAAAUAGUCAAGAAGAAGCCUGACUUUCAUGUCAAAGAGAAGAUAUUGAUUCUAAUAGAUACUUGGCAAGAAGCUUUUGGAGGACCGAGGGCAAGAUAUCCACAAUAUUUUACAGCAUACCAGGAGUUGUUGCGGGCUGGGGCAGUAUUUCCUCAGAGAUCGGAAAGGUCUGCUCCUGUCUUCACUCCACCUCAAACACAACCUCUAUCUUCUUAUCCUCAAAAUAUUCGAAGAGCUGAUGAUCACCGAGAGGCAGCGGAGUCUUCUGCAGAACCUGAUUACCCAACUUUGAGCUUGACAGAAAUUCAAAAUGCACGUGGUGUUAUGGAUAUCCUUUCAGAAAUGCUAAGUGCAUUAGAUCCAAGCAACAAAGAGGCUGUUAGGCAGGAUGUUAUUGUUGACUUGGUGGAACAGUGCUGGACAUAUAAACAAAGAGUGGUACAUCUUGUUAAUUCAACUGCAGAUGAAUCACUGCUAUGUCAAGGCUUAGCACUGAAUGAUGACUUGCAGCGUGUACUAGCCAAGCAUGAAUCAAUUGCUGCGGGGAAAUCUGCUCCAGUGGAGAAGCCAAAGCCUGCACCUAGUGGGGCACUAGUAGAUGUAGAUGCUACCAAACAGCCGGAUGGGAGGUCGACCUCAAGUAGUGGUGCUGAGGCUCAACCACUGAAUCAAUUAUUGCUUCCUGCCCCUCCUGCUACUAAUGGUCCAACUCCUUCAAUGCCUGUCAAUCCCAAAAUGGACCUUCUGAGUGGUGAUGACUAUGGCUCACCAAAGGCAGACAAUUCAUUGGCUCUGGUUCCUGUGGGACAGCCACAACCAAACAGUGCUGCAUCUUCUCAGCAGAAUGCCCUUAUUCUCUUUGAUAUGUUUUCAGAUAGCACCAACACUUCAAAUUCUGUCAAUGCACAGUUUUCCAAUAUGGCUGGACAAUCAAAUCCUUUGUCCCCGCAACAAAAUGUUUCAGCCCCUCAAUUCCAGCCGCAGAAUUUUCAAACUCCAGAAGCUGCGUUUUUCCAAAAUGGAAGUGUCCCAGACAUGGGAUCACCUCGGUAUGAGCAGUCGCUUUAUGCACAAGGCAACGGCCUUGCCUGGAAUGGUCAGCUUCCCCAGCAGCAGCCACACUCACCAUCAUAUGGUAUGCAAAGCAGUGGGUCACUGCCACUGCCUCCCUGGGAAGCUCAGGCAGUUGACAGCCCGACAGCUGGUUCACAAUACCCUCAGCCAAUGCAAGUUACUCAGGUGUCUGUUACGCAGUAUCAGCCUGUGCAGAGUGGCAUGCAUCCACUAGGGCAUCAACCUGCAGGUAAUGAACAGUUAGUUGGCAUGUAUAUUCGGCCUAUCACAAGCGGUCAUUUUUCGGCAAUCAACAACCAGGCCAUGCAGAGCAAUCAGAUAGUUGGGUUCAAUCCCCAAUCUGUCCAUGGUGGGCAGUAUAUGGGCAUGCUUCCACAGCAAAUGCAAGCCAACCAAAUGGCUUCUAUGUAUCCACAACAAAUGUACGGCAACCAAAUGCUGGGAUACGGCUAUGGUCAGCAGCAAGGGACUCAGUAUCUCGAGCAGCAAAUGUAUGGGUUGUCCGUUAGAGAUGACAGUGCAUUGAGAACACCUUCGUAUCAGGAUUCCACUUCCUCUUACUUGCCACCCAUGAAGAAGACCUCAAAACCAGAGGAUAAGUUAUUUGGGGACCUUGUUGACAUGGCUAAAUUAAAGCCAACAAAGCCCACUGGAAGAACUGGUAGCAUGUGAAACCUUGACUGGUUUAGCAUUUUAUUUUCUAAUUUAUUUUUUUGUUUGCUAACUUGCUUCCUUCUUUUAUUUAUUUUUAAAAUUUUCUAUAUAUAUAUGUAUUCUUCUAUUUUGGUCAUUUUGAUGCAAUUACUUUGUUCCUCGUUUGGCAUUGGAAUCAUGUACAUUGCUUGUAGAGAAAACCUAAAAAAGAAAAAAAAGAGUUGACAGUGUAGCUGGAAGCGGAGAUUCUCUUGGAUUUCUGGAUAUUUUAUUCAUUUAAUUUUUUUCAGAAUUUUAUGAAUAAGAUGCUGUGGCAAGUGUUUGCAGCUUUAGGCUCUUUA
This is a messenger RNA of Mangifera indica (mango), 2877 nucleotides long. Its product is annotated as TOM1-like protein 9. NCBI's taxonomy places the organism in Eukaryota, Viridiplantae, Streptophyta, Magnoliopsida, Sapindales, Anacardiaceae. Gene Ontology annotation, molecular function: phosphatidylinositol binding; ubiquitin binding. Gene Ontology annotation, biological process: protein transport to vacuole involved in ubiquitin-dependent protein catabolic process via the multivesicular body sorting pathway. The record is from RefSeq and is a predicted model, not a curated record.